AGUGACAGUUGACCAGAGAGGAAGCCGGCGGCCAUAUUGGAGACGACAGUGGUGCAGUAGACAGCGAUGCAGAAGAGAGCCAGAGAAGUAGACAGCGACAAGUCAAUUAAUUACAACAUCUGCAGAGAUAAAGAUGAACAUCAUGCCCAGUUUUGUCUGGAAGAGGAGGAUUUCCUCUGACUCCUCCGAUAAUGAGAAAGUUUCCAUCAAGAGAAAGAGAGUAGCUAGAAAGUUGUCAUCCAGCUCUGAUGAGAGUACCAGCAAUGGUAGCAUGAAAGGAGCUGCAGAAAGAGAGAGAACCAGCAGUGCUUCAUCCCCCUGCCUCAGAGAUGCAGUCUCUAGCACCAUCCAGAGACUGACGUUUUACCAUCACUUAGGCCAAGGUGCUUUUGGGAAGGUCCUGCUUGCAGCAGACUCGCGCACCAGUCAGUUGUUGGCGGUAAAGAUAAUGAGCAAGAAACAACUGCUAGACAUAGAUCCUGAAAUGGCCUUUGUGGAGAGGAAAGUGUUAGAACUUGCAUCUGGGUGCCCUUUCCUCAUUCACGGCCACUUCGCUGACCAGACCAAGGAACUCGUACUCCUUGUUAUGGAAUAUGCGAGUGGCGGUGAUUUAGAACAUCUCCUAAAGAGGAAUGGGCCUGUUACCAUCUCCAGUGCAAGAUUCUACUGUGCAGAGCUUGUAUGUGGGGUUCAAUUCCUGCAUUCCAAGGGCAUCGUCCAUGGCGACCUCAAGCCAGAUAACAUCUUAGUGGCUGCAACAGGCCACCUCAAGAUCGCCGACUUCGGUCUCGCAAGUAACAUCAUGCAUGGAGACCAGAGUGCCACCGGCUGUGCUGGAAGAUGUGGCGACAUUACUCCUGAGGUGCGUUCAGGCGAGGAGAGCCGUUUUGGUGAAGACUGGGCUGGCGUCGCUGUCAUCUUAAGCCAAAUGGUUAAUGGAACAUCUUAUGCACCAGGCACCGAAGUGAGAGACAUCAUUGACGAGCUCUUCAAUUACAAUCCAGCCAAACACCCAGGAGAUAAUGAUAACAUCCGCCACCAUCGUUUCUUCCAGCAUAUCGACUGGGUCGCCUUGGAGGCCCUUGAGAUUGAGCCCCCAUACAUCCCUGCACCACCGACCUUUCCACCCUCUGCCUCCAGACGUAACCAUCUAGCAAUAAUGGAGGCAGAAGAGGCCCUUUAUCCGCCAAUAACAGCUGCUGAGCAGGACCGGUUUGCAGGGUUCUCAUUUGCCACCUCCACCUGGAGAACCCCCCCAAAGGCACCGGCCUAAGAACAUCUGGCUGAGGCAGCAGCACUGCUGGAUGCAGGAGUUGGAGAUUCUGCAGAACAUCUGUGAUAAGAAGAUGGAUUACAACUUGGAAGAUUGCUUAUUAUUUUCUUAUUUGUUAUGUUUUUAAAUUUUAAUUUUUUUAAAAUUUUAAUAUUAACAUUUUUUAAAUUUACAUUUUUAAAUUUAGU
Pseudophryne corroboree (corroboree frog) is the source of this 1461-nucleotide messenger RNA. RefSeq names its product protein kinase C delta type-like. Gene Ontology annotation, biological process: intracellular signal transduction; peptidyl-serine phosphorylation. Gene Ontology annotation, molecular function: protein serine/threonine kinase activity; ATP binding. Lineage: Eukaryota; Metazoa; Chordata; Amphibia; Anura; Myobatrachidae. Bases 134 to 1273 code for a protein of 379 amino acids. The record is from RefSeq and is a predicted model, not a curated record. The transcript has 10 exons.